GCUUCGAAUUCAAACGUCAUGUCUUGUGGUCGCCUUCAUUCUCGCUGCGUGUGGCCCGUGCAGGGCUGUGCGGGCCAAACAUCUACUCCCGCCGACCGCGACAUAUCAACUUUCACCAUCGUCACCGCCCACUCGCCCGCUCGACUUUCCUGAUGCAGCGAGUCGAGCGAGGCCAUGGGCACGGUUUGCGCUGCGAAGCGUCCCUUCUGUCUUCUUUACCUCCAUCCGCCAUCUCCAUCUCCUCUUCUCACCUUCUCUUUCUCCCAUAUUCUUGCCCUGGUUUGGCAAGGACCUCUCGACCUGGUCGUCGACGUCGUCAUCCUCACAAUCCCUCCCUCUCAUUUCUUUCUGCCUCUGGUAGGCAUCAUCAAUCCACCACUCGUUUGCAUCUCCGACAUGUCUUCCCCCCUCAUUCAGCAAGCGGCAUCGCCGUCUUCCCUCCCUUCCACGUCGUCUUUGGCUCCUUCUCCGCCCCCGCGAAGUCCUUACCUUGAUGCAGCCAAGUCGCGCAUCACCCGCCGCCAUCCGCCGCCUCCUCAAAGACUGCUGCUCCUUCAGCCUGAUGGCCUCGCCCAUCGUCUGAGCAGCGACCGACUCGUGCAAGAGAUUGCCGAGGCUCGCCGCAUCUCACGUAACAUCAGCUCCCUUUCGCUCAAGGCAGGCUUGCAUGGAGGCCAUCACAUCGAGGCCAAGCAAGGUCCACUGGGAGGUUACGAUACCCGCAGCGCUCAAAUGGCUCGCCGACGACGCGCAGCAAGUCAGUCAGCUGCUCUCUCUCCAUCUCGCCGCCCUGCUCUUUUCCGCCGUCAGCAUCAACGCACCUCUUCGUCGAGCUCAGCAGCGACAGAGACGUACCUCGUCGACUACUAUGACGAUUCGAGCCCGGAGUUCACGCCCCUCUUUACUCCUCCCGCCGAGAGAAGAGCGCCAUCAAAGAAGAGGAACUCCCGUCGCUCCCAGUCAGCGUCUGCUACCAGCUACCCGUUCCCUCUUCCCCCUCACAGCAGCGAUGAUGGCCACAGCGAGCAAGAGGGUGUCCACUUCGGCGGGCUUGGUCUCGAUCUUGGUCCCAAUUGGAACGAGCUCAUCGACCGACCAGAUGCCAUCGAGUCGCCAUGCCCGGCUCAAGCCUGCUACGAUUCGGAUGGUCUCACGGGCUCUCAAGGAUGGUCACCGGACACGACCGCCUUCGACACCGGAAGUAACAUGGCUUCGCCUUUCGUAGAUGACAUCUCCCUCGGCGGUUUCGCGGGCCACGUCCAGCCUCUGAGCAUCCGCAAAGCGAGUACAAUGCGGCGCGCCAGCUCAGACGAUGAGACGUAUCUCGAGCCGUUCAGCAUCGACGCAGAGGCCGCCGAUGAGACGGAGAAGCUUGCUCGACUGUCCAACAGCCUCUCGCUCCUCAGCAUGGACGCUGAAACCGAGCACGAGGAGGCGACUGCCUUUAUUCAAGAGGCAGAGGCCGGCAGCGCCAUGUCGCCCUCUGUAGUGCGUGCCAUCUACUCGCCCGAGCGCGCUGCACCAUCCUUGGCAGAGCAGCUGGCAUUCGCCUGCGGUAAUGGCUACCAAUACCGCGGAAGCACGCCUGCAGUCGGCAUGGCGAGAGUGGUCAGCUCCAGCGCUGAAGGCUACUUGCCUCGUCAGUCAAAUGGCUCGUCACCGGCCAUGAGCCUCUGCCUCGACCCCCUCAGCGGGCUCAGGGCUGAAGUCGGAGACAGCUGGAGCGAUGCUCACGGUCAUGGCAGCGACAGGCAGUCGCGCUGCUGGGACGAGGACGACCGCGAGGAGGACAGCUUCUGGGUCAGGAGGGAGUCCAUCGCCGAGGAGGGGAGUAACGACGCCAGCGUUGUCAUCGACGACGACGACGACGACGUGGCCUCGAUGGGAAUGCGAUCCGCCCCUGCCAAGUCUCGCCAGGUCAGCCUCUUCCUGCCUUCUCCCACGAUGGUGUCCUCGCCCAUCCUGUCUGGCGUGCUCUCUAGCACACCUCCGAACAAUUCUGCCCCUACGGAUUUCCAAGCCCUUGCCGCCGCUCACAAGGAGAUUCGCGUCGAGCAGCUCUUCCGUCAGCCUUUCGCAGAGUCAGACACCUCACCCGAGUCGCCAUCUAUUGAGGAAGUUCCUUCAAGGCAGGAACGCGCUGCGUCCCCUACGGUCAACGAGCUCCAGCAGCUGCCGACUGCGUCGCCGGACAUGCACUUCUUUGGUCAAGAAUUCGGCAGCUAUCUAAGUCUGAUGGAUGCUGGCUCCCCGAAAAGUGAUGACAUCAAUGAGGCCCGCACAAAUGGAUGCAGGCGCAGCCCACGACCGCCUCCAAUCACGCUGCCCAAGUCCACUUUGUCUCCCACGAUGGACGCCGAGGCUUCCUUUGACCUGAGCUCGUUCAAGACGCCCGAGCCUCUCAGCGACUUACCGUCUCCUACCGCCACUGACGGAGAGCGACCUUUUCCUUUUGCGGGCGUAAGGCCAUCAAUUGACAUUGUCGACAGCCGCACUGCCCUGCCAGCGUCAUUCUCCAUGAUGAACACACCCGCACACCCGCAUCAGUCCAUCUGCUCGGCCGUGAGCAUGGCCGUGACGCAAAGUCGCGCCACUGAGAUGACGGCAAGCACAUCGACGUCGUCUGUUCUCGAUCGGGGUCGCCCGAUCCCGGCGAGCGCCUCGUGCGGCUUCCUCGGUCGCAAUCGUGAUGAGAAUAUUCGGUUGGCAAGGGCUCAGGCAGCUGCGACGCUCGAGGGUACACCGGCUACGGCAGGGCCAAAGUCGCGGGUGACCGGUCCGUUGACCGAAGAGGCCAUUGCCAAGUCUCAAAUGCCUCGCAUUCCCAAGAGAAGCACAUCGAUGGGCCGCCUGCGAAUAGAGAGCCAGUCUGAGGUGUCUCCAUCAAAGGACGCUGCUGCACUCCCGACACCUCCUCUCCCGCACUCCAGUGAAGCCGAGGCGAUCCGCCGCGUGUGGUGGCAGCAACAGAUGGAGCAGCGAGAGGCCUCGCCGACAUCCAUUCGCCCCGUGCUAGCUCCGUCAGCAUCAAUGCCUGCCUCGUUGAUUCCAGGCCACCCUCACAGCUCGGAUGCCCCGAAACGCCCAUCCAUCAGCUCAUCGGCCACCACGUCUUCGUCCUUUAUCGAGCGAAGCAGGUCUCCUCGUCCGCGUGCACUGAGCCGAGGGGCCAGCGAAGCGCUCAAGAAGGAGUUGGCAGCGAGCACAAGGCCUCGCGGGCUUCCAGCUUCGCAGAGCAUGGUCUGUCUGCCCACAACGCGCGCACCUCAUACGCCAGCCAAGAAGGUGGCAUCGAUGCCUCCGAUCCAGAAGGAGACCGCACCUUUGCCCCUGCCCACCCUCUUCAUCGCCCGCACACACUCGCAGCGCCUUCGGGGCGACACGGGCAUCGCUGAGACGAACCCUCGCCUGAUUGCCAAGGCGACGCGUGCCCGCCGCGAGGUUAGCAACGGCAUUCUGCUGCACUCGACGAUGCGAGCUGCUCCUACCGCAUCUCCCGUACCUGCUCAGCGUAUCCGGUGGGCCAGUGUCGAGGCAGCUGGACGAGGAAGCAUGGACAGCCAAAGCUCAAAGAUGCAGACGCCCAGUGGUGUGAUCUUGGUUGUGGAAGAGAAGUCGGUGACCAUUGCAUGAGCGUGGUGUGUCUUGGCGUAACAGUCCUUUCAUCUAAUGCAUGGCUUUUAUACAAUGACUUCGUCAUUC
This is a messenger RNA of Jaminaea rosea, 3702 nucleotides long. RefSeq lists its product as hypothetical. Bases 175 to 3633 code for a protein of 1152 amino acids. The transcript has a single exon. Lineage: Eukaryota; Fungi; Basidiomycota; Exobasidiomycetes; Microstromatales. The record is from RefSeq and is a predicted model, not a curated record.